AUGGCGGUAACAUCAGAACAACGCCUGCGGGCGUUGCUGCAGUUGGCGCGUCCCAACUGGCGUUGCAAGGACCUUGUCUACUCACGCAAUCGUCAGUUGCGUCACGGUUGGCGUAAAGGGUUUGAAAGCUAUGCCCCAAUGCAAGUGAAGAUGGCAUGGGUGACCCAGGAAGUUCGAAUGGAUAUCGAGGCAGUCGAAGCGAAGCUGGAGCGCAUUGGCAUAAGAAGCAUUCCGGAGCUGAUGGUGGCCUUGCAGAGCAAAUCGUUGAAUCAGGCGCUGGAAGUCAGCGGCCAAAAGCGAUUCGCGGCCGAAACCCUUGAUGCGCUUUGCGCGGCUGCCGGCGUGGUGCCGAGGUCCGACUGCACGGAUGUGAAAUGCAAGGCCAAUGAGCCUCGCAAGCGGCGCCGGGGCCGCAAAAGUUCAGAACAGGCACUGGCGGGCCCAUUUCCCCACGAACCGCCAGAACAAGGUUGUGACCGACGAUCAAGGUCCGAGGAGUGUGUCGAAGAGGGCCCGAUUGGUCUCCGAGGCAAAGUUCAGCAGAAGAUUGUCGCGGGCUGGCAAGAGCACCUCAAGAUCGCGACAGAGCUCAGCUUGCGAGAGGAGCUAUCUCGUCGUUGCCGCCAGAUGGGCGUGGCACCUCCGCCCGGUGCCACCGGGGCAGAGCUGGCGCUCUUUCUGCAGGCUGUGGUGUCAUGGCACAGCAUGACUCGGUCGGACCUCAUCAAGACUGCUCGUCGUUGUGGUCUCGAGCCGCUCUACAACGACACUGAGGAGACCCUUCUUCAACGCCUCCUCGAGAAGACGUGGGAGGCUUGGCACAUCCCUGUAAAGAGCUUCACCCACCUGGAGGUGGCUUUCGAAGUGCUGGAGUACUUUGAGAAGCUGGAGGAGCUCAGUUGGGAUGAGAUCAGCACCCUCGCCCGGCAGGGCGGCUUGCCAAUCGAGCCAGGCGUGCGGCGGGAGACGCUGCUGCAUCGCUUGAAGCUCUUGGCAGUGUGGGAACAGCUGCCGACCCCUGAGCUGGAGGCAGAGUGUUGGAGGCGGCUGCAGUUCUUCGACUCCUGCUACUCUGACUUUCAUUCAGGACACUCGGGCAUGUUCUCUUUCGUGGACCUCAUGGCAUCGGAUCGCCAGUAUCGGCAGGAGCUACUUGGGCAGCUGGUCAAGGAGAUGCACCACGAAGCUCUCGCUUUGAUGAUCCAGAAGCAGUGCGAGGCCGACGAAAGCGGGGCGGACGACGAGUUCGGUGUCAACGGGCAGGAGCACCCCAAGGGCCAGAAAGGGGAAUAG
Molecule: messenger RNA, 1293 nt
Organism: Symbiodinium natans
Lineage: Eukaryota; Dinophyceae; Suessiales; Symbiodiniaceae
Source: the annotation of a GenBank genome assembly